AUGACAAAUGGUAACGUAGAUGGUAUCCAUGACAACGCGAGCUAUGGGGUUUGCGGCUAUUUCCUUCUGGGUUUCUCAGCCCUGUCACUCAUCUUGUUCUUCCCCUUCUCGCUCUUCUGGAGUAUCAAGAUUGUCCAAGAAUACGAACGGUCAGUCAUAUUCAGACUGGGUCGAAUAAAGUCAUCCAAAGCCCAAGGGCCAGGACUGUUUUUCUUGAUGCCUUGCGUGGACACAUUUAUCAAAGUUGACCUACGCACGUUCAACUUCAAUAUUCCUCCGCAAGAGAUACUCACAAAGGAUUCCGUCACCGUUGUCGUGGACGCCGUUAUUUACGCGCGGAUCUACGACGCGACCGUUGCUACGGUGAACAUAAAGGAUGCGCGCGCAUCCACCUGCCUGCUAGGGGCGACCACUCUGAGAACCAUGCUGGGGACGGUGGGACUGUCAGAGGUGCUGUCGGACAGGGAGAGGAUCGACCGAGACAUGCAGAGGACUUUGGACGCAGCCACGCAUAACUGGGGAGUGAAGGUGGAACGUGUUGAAAUAAAAGACGUUCGUCUGCCGGUCCAGAUGCAAAGAGCGAUGGCAGCUGAGGCCGAAUCCCACAGAAUGGCCAGAGCAAAGGUCAUAUCCGCGGAGGGCGAGAUGAAAGCAUCGCGCUGCAUCAAAGAAGCCGCGGACGUGCUUCGGGAGGCGCCGGCCUCCAUUCAGCUGCGCUACCUUCAGACGCUGCAUAGCAUCGCCGAGGAACAGAACCACACCAUCAUCUUCCCACUUCCGCCCAGCCUCUUCUCCGGGUUUCAGGCAGGGGUGGCAAAGCUUCUCGGGGCGGCGCCGGUAGAGGAAAGUGGAGUCCCGGUGGAGGCGUCGGUGGACGGGGGUAAUGCUCAGGGCAGGCCAGUAAUGCACAGCGGAGGAGGGCCGUUGGUAUCAAUCGAGGAAUCGCAGACAAGCACGAUGUUCUAACUUGCAGAAGUUUUAAUUGUCAUUCAUUGCUUAUUUUAGUGUCAAAGACAUGUUCAACUUUAUUAAAAUCAAAACGCUGAUAGAGUAAAAAUACUGUUGGAAAGAAGUGAGCCUGAGAUAUAAGACUAAAUGAAUACUUAGUUAAAGUACCAGUCCACUCGUUGUUCAGGUAAUAAUGAGCGUUAUCAUUCUAAUAUAUAGAAAAAAAAUACGAAUAGUUUAAAUUCGUUUCAUAAGGUUCCCAUUCUCGCCGAUCCAUUGUUUUAAUAAAUUAUAAAUGUACAGACUAGAGGGCUUUUUAAUUUAAAGAUACAUUUGUGUUUUUGCUUGUUUUGUGUGUUACUGCUUGGCUUCCGGCAACUCAUGAGACCUACGUCGUGCUUCUGACGCAGCCCGAAGCCAAUCUCACGUUCGCUCGUAAAUGUUUGGAAAUCGUAGCGGGAUAUUCACAUGGAAUAUAUUGUGACACAAAAAAUAAAAAAGAGCAUUGUU
Dreissena polymorpha is the source of this 1458-nucleotide messenger RNA. Its product is annotated as stomatin-like. The transcript is spliced from 8 exons. The record is from RefSeq and is a predicted model, not a curated record. Bases 1 to 966 code for a protein of 321 amino acids. Gene Ontology annotation, cellular component: plasma membrane. Lineage: Eukaryota; Metazoa; Mollusca; Bivalvia; Myida; Dreissenidae.